CCUCACCCUUUCCCUUGCAAAGCUACCUUUACACACACUCAGUCACCCACGUGAACCUUCAGCUGACGCUCUCAUUCGCCAAGACACAUAUAUUCAUCUCUUAAUAGAGCCGACCAGCAGGUCUAUGGCUGAAGAGACCAUCUUUAUUGUCUAUAGCAACAGCACCACUCUCUGGGGCCAGCUGGCAUACGGCAUCCGUCGUAUGAGUGCGACGGUUGCUGGCACCCCGUGUCCUGCACUUGAACUUACUCACGGCGGCCUCGGUUCCAGUGAGAGGCCUGAGUGGGCGCGGGCCAAGAAAGAAAUUCCCGUCGAUCUCAAGCAGCAACACUUUGAUGAGAUUCCGUCAGAUCUCAAGCACUACAUCGAGGUGAACAAAUAUGAGUUUCCCUGCGUGGUAGGCAGGACAACCGACGGGCGCUUCCACAUGCUUUUCGCCGACAGUGAGCUUCCGGAUUUCGUGCACAAUCCUGCCAAGUUCGUGAAUACUUUACGGAAGAGGGCUGUUGACGCUGGUAUGACUUGGAAAUGAUCGACCACGCUAUAGAAGCAACACCUUGUCUCAGAAGUCUAUACCUAGCUAGUAAUGCUGAUAAUGGCGCUCAAAUCUUCUCGUUCCCGGCAGGCAGGUUCGUGCCGCUGUUGUUCUCG
Exophiala mesophila is the source of this 651-nucleotide messenger RNA. RefSeq lists its product as uncharacterized. Bases 125 to 532 code for a protein of 135 amino acids. The record is from RefSeq and is a predicted model, not a curated record. Lineage: Eukaryota; Fungi; Ascomycota; Eurotiomycetes; Chaetothyriales; Herpotrichiellaceae. The transcript is spliced from 2 exons.